Galeopterus variegatus (Sunda flying lemur) is the source of this 4366-nucleotide messenger RNA. It is a transcript of the gene INTS3, whose product is annotated as integrator complex subunit 3. Bases 552 to 3803 code for a protein of 1083 amino acids. The record is from RefSeq and is a predicted model, not a curated record. The transcript is spliced from 29 exons. Gene Ontology annotation, cellular component: cytoplasm. NCBI's taxonomy places the organism in Eukaryota, Metazoa, Chordata, Mammalia, Dermoptera, Cynocephalidae.
UGUGUGGUGUGGGGAAAAGCUGGUCCUCCGUGGUCUCCUUUAGCGCUUACUGCUUCAACUUCACCCCCUAGGGGCCGGAUCAAAAGAAGCCUCUCUCCCCAGCCCUUGGGGCACCAAUCAGGAAGGUUUCCUAUCCCCUACUUCGGGGGCAGGACUCCUCGUUUCCCCCAACCUCUAGAGGCAGAAACUUAGGGUUUGCCCUCCUUCUCUUAGGGUCAGAAGCCAGAAAGGGCCCCCCUUCCACUUCAGGGGCGGAAGCUUCUCCUAGUCUUCCUCUAGGGACAGAGACCCUUACCGCACCAUACUUCGGCGCUAAGGCUUUCCCUCAGCACUGCCACUCCAGAGGCAGGACCUAGAGGACCGUCCGCCUUCUCCCCCUCCGCAGGCGCGGCCUUCCGGAGAGGAGGCAGGAGUGGAGAGGACAGGGACCCUUGCCCUUCCCUCCCCCACGCUUUCCUCCUGCCCCCAGUCCCUGGCAGCCCAGAGUUCCCCAUUUCUAGGAUUUUCCACCCAUCUACUCCCUGACCCUUUCCCGUCUCCUGUCUGCAGCCAUGGAGUUACAGAAGGGAAAGGGAGCAGCAGCAGCAGCUGCUUCGGGAGCAGCGGGAGGUGGAGGAGGAGGAACGGGAGCAGGAGCCCCAGGAGGGGGGAGGCUGCUACUUUCAACCAGUUUGGAUGCCAAGGAUGAGUUAGAGGAGAGGUUGGAAAGGUGUAUGAGCAUUGUGACCUCUAUGACUGCUGGUGUCUCAGAGAGAGAGGCCAAUGACGCCCUCAAUGCCUACGUAUGCAAAGGUCCCCCCCAGCAUGAGGAAGUCUGCCUGGGCCUCUUUACCCUUGUCCUAACUGAAUCUGCUCAAGCCCAGAAGUGUUACCGGGACUUGGCUCUGGUGAGUCGUGACGGCAUGAAUAUUGUCCUGAAUAAAAUCAACCAGAUACUUAUGGAGAAGUACCUGAAGUUGCAGGAUACCUGCCGUACUCAGUUGGUGUGGUUGGUACGAGAACUAGUGAAGAGUGGGGUUCUGGGAGCUGAUGGUGUUUGCAUGACAUUUAUGAAGCAGAUUGCUGGUGGAGAUGUUACGGCCAAAAAUAUCUGGUUGGCAGAAAAUGUUCUGGAUAUUCUGACGGAACAGAGGGAAUGGGUACUAAAGAGCAGCAUCCUCAUUGCCAUGGCUGUUUACACAUACCUCCGCCUCAUUGUUGACCACCAUGGGACCGCCCAGCUCCAGGCCCUGCGGCAGAAGGAAGUGGACUUCUGCAUCUCACUGCUUCGGGAACGGUUCAUGGAGUGUUUGAUGAUUGGCCGGGACCUUGUAAGACUACUUCAGAAUGUUGCUAGGAUACCAGAAUUUGAACUGCUUUGGAAAGAUAUUAUCCAUAAUCCUCAGGCCUUGAGUCCUCAAUUCACAGGUAUCCUACAGCUUCUUCAGUCAAGAACAUCCCGAAAAUUCCUAGCAUGUCGUCUAACCCCAGACAUGGAAACUAAGCUCCUCUUCAUGACAUCCCGGGUACGAUUUGGUCAACAAAAGCGAUACCAAGAUUGGUUCCAGCGCCAGUACCUGUCAACCCCAGACAGUCAGUCUCUGCGCUGCGACCUCAUUCGCUACAUCUGUGGGGUAGUCCACCCUUCUAAUGAAGUCCUCAGUUCAGAUAUCUUGCCCCGAUGGGCCAUCAUUGGUUGGCUCCUGACAACAUGUACGUCAAAUGUUGCUGCCUCUAAUGCCAAGCUGGCUUUGUUUUACGACUGGCUGUUCUUUAGUCCAGACAAGGAUAGCAUUAUGAACAUAGAACCAGCCAUCCUGGUCAUGCAUCACUCCAUGAAGCCCCACCCAGCCAUCACUGCCACGCUCCUGGACUUCAUGUGCCGUAUCAUUCCCAACUUCUAUCCACCAUUGGAGGGCCACGUGCGGCAGGGUGUCUUUUCCUCUCUCAACCACAUUGUGGAGAAACGCGUCUUGGCACACUUGGCUCCCCUAUUUGACAACCCUAAAUUGGAUAAAGAGCUGCGGGCAAUGCUGAGAGAGAAGUUUCCUGAGUUCUGCAGCUCACCCUCCCCACCUGUGGAAGUCAAAAUUGAGGAACCAGUUUCCAUGGAGAUGGACAACCAUAUGUCAGAUAAGGAUGAAAGUUGCUAUGACAAUGCAGAAGCAGCCUUCAGUGAUGACGAGGAGGAACUCAACAGCAAAGGAAAAAAGAGAGAGUUUCGCUUCCACCCUAUCAAGGAGACAGUUGUGGAGGAGCCAGUUGAUAUCACCCCUUACCUUGACCAGUUGGAUGAGUCCCUAAGGGAUAAAGUACUCCAGCUACAGAAAGGGAGUGAUACGGAGGCCCAGUGUGAGGUCAUGCAGGAAAUCGUGGACCAGGUCCUGGAGGAAGACUUUGACUCGGAGCAGCUGUCUGUCCUUGCUUCCUGCCUACAGGAACUCUUCAAGGCCCACUUCCGAGGGGAGGUGCUGCCUGAGGAGAUCACCGAGGAGUCCCUGGAGGAGUCUGUAGGGAAGCCUCUCUACCUAAUAUUUAGGAACCUAUGCCAGAUGCAGGAAGACAACAGCAGCUUCUCUCUGCUUCUGGACCUUCUCUCUGAGCUAUAUCAGAAGCAGCCCAAGAUUGGCUACCACCUGCUCUACUACCUGAGGGCCAGCAAAGCUGCUGCAGGGAAGAUGAACCUGUAUGAGUCAUUUGCCCAGGCCACCCAGCUGGGUGAUCUGCACACCUGCCUAAUGAUGGACAUGAAGGCCUGCCAGGAGGAUGACGUGCGGCUGCUGUGCCACCUCACACCCUCCAUCUACACAGAGUUUCCAGAUGAAACCUUGAGGAGUGGAGAACUGCUGAACAUGAUCGUGGCUGUUAUUGACUCUGCACAGCUCCAGGAGCUGGUCUGCCAUGUGAUGAUGGGGAAUCUGGUCAUGUUUCGAAAAGACUCAGUCCUCAACAUACUCAUCCAAAGCCUGGACUGGGAAACCUUUGAGCAGUAUUGUGCUUGGCAGCUCUUUCUGGCCCACAACAUCCCCCUGGAGACCAUCAUCCCCAUCCUGCAGCACCUCAAAUACAAGGAGCACCCAGAGGCCCUGUCCUGCCUACUGCUUCAGCUCAGAAGAGAGAAACCCAGUGAGGAGAUGGUGAAGAUGGUGCUUAGUCGGCCCUGCCAUCCUGACGACCAGUUCACCACCAGCAUCCUGCGGCACUGGUGUAUGAAGCAUGACGAGCUGCUGGCCGAGCAUAUCAAGUCCCUGCUCAUCAAGAACAACAGCCUUCCUCGAAAGAGACAGAGCCUGAGGAGCUCCAGCAGCAAGCUGGCCCAGCUGACUCUGGAGCAGAUCCUGGAGCACCUGGACAACCUGCGACUCAACCUGACCAACACCAAGCAGAACUGUUCAGUGAUCUCUUCUCCCUGGCAGAGGAAUAUGAGGAUUCUUCCACCAAGCCACCAAAGAGCCGGCGAAAAGCAGCUCUGUCCAGCCCUCGAAGUCGAAAGAACGCCACACAGCCCCCCAAUGCUGAGGAAGAGUCGGGCUCCAGCAGUGCUUCGGAGGAAGAAGACACAAAACCGAAGCCCACCAAGCGGAAACGAAAAGGGUCCUCUGCAGUGGGUUCUGACAGUGACUGAGGUCCUGUGUCCCCCAUCCCACCCCCAGUUGGACUGCCCUCUGCUCCUAGGUGAAUCAAAGGUUAAUAGGGACUGGAGCUCACCCAGUGGGAAGGAUGAUCUUCCUCCUCUGACCCAGGCUGAGAAGCUGCCGUGCAGCCCCCAGUCUCCCCACUCCUCUCCUGGGGCCUCCAGCCCCUUACACUGCUGCUCCCACUGAUAUUGGAUUCUCACUGAAGCCAGAGGCUGUGCAAAACCAGACCAUGGUGGAAAUCCUAGCCCCUGCCCCCUCCCCUAGCCUCCUCUCCUAGUCUUUCAAAGUGCCACUUAACAGAGAAGGGAAAUGACAAGGGGGCAGCAGGCCGGAGAAGCUUGGAUGAGAGGAGAGACUCUGUGUGGGUGUCCCUUCACGCUUCCCCCUUCAGGUCUUGAUUUGCUCUGAGCAGGCAUUUUAUAGUCACUCUCCACACACCAGUACGAAAUGAGUAUCUAAUCUGACUUGGUCAGGCUGCCCAUUCCUAACUGUGGGGUAAAUGACACAAGCAUUCAGAAAGGAACCUGAAAGGGAGGACAUAGCCCCACGUGGUGUGCCCUGGAGGUCUGGGUUGGCCUGAGGUUGGCACCUCAAGCUGUGCUAGAGCCCAGGGGAGUCCCAAGGCAAGUUCCACAGAACUGUCAAGUGGUUCCAUUUCCUUGGUUCUGUUUUUUUUGGGGGGGGUUUUGACAGAGAUAAUCAUGUCUUAAAAGUUGUUUUUAGAUGACAAUAAAACAAGCCAGACCAUC